GCUUUAGGUUCGGUAGAUCACUGAGCUGACGAGACAAACUGCUGCAGAUCAGUAAGUAACAAACUGGUGUUUGGCUUCUUGUGGGACACAUCUACAGGAAGAAAAAAAUCAGUGUUGUUGAGAAGGGAAAUGGAUCAAAGAGGAAAUCAGAUGGAUUCAAGUAAAUAUUCUUGUUCGAUCUGUUUGGAUCUUCUGAGGGAUCCGGUGACUAUUCCCUGUGGACAUAGUUACUGUAUGAAUUGUAUUAAAGACUUCUGGGAUGGAGAAGAUCAGAGGAGGAUCCACAGCUGCCCUCAGUGUAGACAAAUGUUUGUAUCAAGACCCAUUCUGGUGAAAAACAUCAUGUUAGCAGAUUUAGUGGAGGAGCUGAAGAAAACUGGGGUCCAAGCUGCUGCAGCUGAUCACUGCUAUGCUGGACCUGAAGAUGUGGCCUGUGAUGUCUGCACUGGGAGGAAGAUGAAAGCUGUCAAAUCGUGUCUUGUCUGUCUAGUUACUUACUGUGAGAAUCACCUCCAACCUCACUAUGAUGUGCCUGUAAUGAAGAAACACAAGCUGGUGGAUCCCUCCAAGAAGCUGCAGGAGAACAUCUGCUCUCGUCAUGAUGAGGUGAUGAAGAUCUUCUGUCGUACUGAUCAGCAGUGUAUCUGUUAUCUCUGCACUAUGGAUGAACAUAAAGGCCAUGAAACAGUCCCAGCUGCAGCAGAAAGGGCUGAGAAGCAGAAGGAGCUCCAGGAAAGUCGACAACAAAUCCAUCAGAAAAUCCAGGACCAAGAGAAAGAUGUGAAGCUGCUUCAACAGGAGAUGGAGGCCAUCAAUGUCUCUGCUGAUAAAGCAGUGGAGGACAGUGAGGAGAUCUUCACUGAGUUGAUCCGUCUCCUCCAGAAAAGAAGCUCUGAUGUGAAGCAGCAGAUCAGAUCCCAGCAGGAAACUGAAGUGAGUCGAGUCAAAGAUGUUCAGGAGAAGCUGGAGCAGGAGAUCAGUGAGCUGAAGAGGAAAGACGCUGAGCUGGAGCAGCUCUCACACACAGAGGAUCACAACCAGUUUCUCCUCAACUACCCCUCACUGCCAGCACUCAGGGAGUCGACACACUCAUCCAGCAUCAAUAAACAUCCUCUGAGACACUUUGAGGACGUGACAGCAGCUGUGUCAGAGCUCAGAGACAAACUACAGGACGUCCUGAGAGACACAUGGAUAAACAUUGAACUGGCAGUCAAUGAGGUGGAUGUUCUACUAUCAGAACCAGAACCAAAGACCAGAGAUGGAUUCUUAAAAUAUUCACAAGAAAUCACUCUGGAUCCUAACACAGCAAACACAAAGCUAUUGUUAUCUGAGGGGAACAAAAAAGUAACAUUAAUUGAACAGCAACAGUCUUAUCCUGAUCAUCCAGACAGAUUCACUGAUUAUAACCAGGUUCUGAGUAGAGAGAGUCUGACUGGACGUUGUUACUUUGAGGUGGAAUGGAGAGGAAGAGGAGUUUAUGUAGCAGUUUCAUACAAGAACAUCAGCAGAGCAGGAAAGUCAACUGCAGCCAUGCUAGGAUUUAACAGCAAAUCUUGGGCAUUGCGUUGUGACACCAACAGUUACAUGUUUUAUAACAACAAUAUCAAACUUCGAGUACCAGGUCCAGUUUCCUCCAGAAUAGGAGUGUACCUGGACCACAGAGCAGGUAUUCUGUGUUUCUACAGCGUCUCUAAAACCAUGACUCUGAUCCACAGAGUCCAGACCAGAUUCACUCAGCCGCUACAUGUUGGGAUUUGGCUUUUAGAUGUUGGGGUAUCUGCUGAGUUUAUUAAAGUUAAAUAGAGUUACAGUAGUGGAAGGAGGCUGGUUGAUUUUCUGCUGUGAAUACAACAGCUUUGUUUUUUUUCUCUAAAGAACAAGAAUAUUUUACAAAAUAUAGACUAUGAAAAUAGAAUAAAGAUUAUGCUAUUGCCAGAACUUCAUACUUAUAUCUUUUGACUAAAACAUUUGUAAUUGUGUUUAAACAUAAAAAAAUGUAUUGCAGUGAAGAAGACUGAUAUAAUAUAGCAAUAUAGCAACUUUCUUGCUAUAUUGAGCGAAGUUCUAGCCAAAAAAAUUGUAAUGGCCAAAAUUGGAUUCAGUAAGUUAGGCUUCUAAAAAGAUUGGUAAUCGGUGAUUGGCCAGAAAACUGCAAUUGGUGCACCCCUACCCUGUUGUCUAUUUACCUCAUGUUAAGCUUCUUAUUGUAUCCUCAGAUGUUUAUAAACAUAAAAAUGACAAGAUGUGGGUUGUAAACAUGUGUUCAUUUUGAGUUAGUUGUAUUUAUACAUUUAAAUGAGGUAUAUAAAAACAACAAGACUUUUGAAAGAAUAAUACGGGUCCAAAUGUAGACAUGACUACUUGAAAAUAUUUCAUUUCUUUGAAUUGUGGAUUUGUUCUUAAUAAUUUAAUAAUUUGGGUCCUUAAGUUGCAAAAUUGCAGCUAACAUUUUGUAUUGAAAAAGCACUGAAUCUAUGGACGCUUUAUGUUUUAUUGAGAACUGUACAUUUGAAAAUAUCUUGAUAAUGUUUUAAUUG
Molecule: messenger RNA, 2537 nt
Organism: Poecilia reticulata (guppy)
Lineage: Eukaryota; Metazoa; Chordata; Actinopteri; Cyprinodontiformes; Poeciliidae
Product: tripartite motif-containing protein 16-like
Molecular function (GO): zinc ion binding; protein binding
Source: RefSeq, a predicted model, not a curated record